AUGGAAAUUAGCCAGAAAUCAGAUACCAAGAAUCGCCCCGAUGAGUGGAUGAUUGAGCAGGGCAUGGCAGGCCACAAGCUGCCUAUCCUCGACCAGACUGGCAAAGAGACUAUCCACAUAUAUCCUCGUCCGCCGGCCAAGAUCAAGCAAGAAAAGGAGGCGAUUAAGGCGGUUGGGAAUCGCGAUAAAGUGUUUGCUCGGGAACGAGAGGGCUGGGUUGGAUAUGUGGAAUGGGAGGAUCACCCCGAGAAGAAGGCCAAGGCGCAUGAGAUCCUCAAGUCUCAGACCUUUCCGGAUUGUCCGGACUACCAAUUUGGACAGAUCCCCGGCACCAACCCCGUCCUGUCGGGAGACGACUUCAAAGCCUGGCAUGCUGCUAUCGGCGGCGAGCUGACAAGCGUGGCCGAUGACUCGUGGGAAACGGUCCUGAAAGAGAAGCAUCCCGACAUGCUGCAUUUAUUGCAGUUCCCGUACAACGGAGAGCCGCCGAAGCGGUUGGUGACGUCGAAGCCAAUUACCCCGAAUCCUUUGCACUUUGUGCGCAAUCACGGCGGUAUUCCGCUGAUUGAUAAGGAUAAGUUCGAGCUAAAGCUAGACGGGCUAGUCAAGAACCCGAAGACGUACACCCUGGACGAAUUGAUGGACGAAGCUCGGUUCCCGCGCAUGGAGAAGACUAUCACCAUGCAAUGCUCCGGAACUCGUCGAAUCGAACAGAUAACUCUAUAUCCUGGUCAAGGCGAUGAGGUGCCCCAAGCACCGUGGGCUGAAGGAGCCAUUGGAACAGCUCGAUAUGUCGGUAUCAGCCUGAAGAAGGUCAUCAAGGAUUGCGGAGGGUUGAUCGACGGCGCCAAGCAUCUCGAACUAUACGGCGCGGAGACGUACGUCAAGGACUUGGAGGCGAUGAACUACGUGGUCAGCGUGCCGUGGUCUAAGGUCAAGGCCAAUGAGGUCAUGCUCGCCUGGGAGAUGAAUGGAGAGCCACUCCCCAAAAUCCACGGGUACCCCUUGCGCGUCAUGGUUGCCGGAUAUAUCGGGGCUAGGUCCGUCAAAUGGCUUUAUAGAAUCAAGGCAAUUGAAAAUGCUUCGAUUGCUCCAGUUCAAAGCCGUGAAUACCUCUAUUUCAAUCAACAGGUUGGCAAGUACAACCAGCGCCCCAUUGACGGGAUCCAGAUCCAGGAGAUGCCUGUCAGCUCGGCGAUCAUGUCACCCUGGCAGCACCAAGUUAUCUUUCACAACGGGUCGAUCGCAUGCAAGGGAUGGGCCUACAGUGGCGGUGGACGCUGGCCAGAGCGCGUCGAGCUCUCAGCAGACGGUGGUUUUACUUGGUACGCGGUCCCGGAGGAGCGGCUAAGCAAGAAGGGCAAAUGGACGUGGCGGACAUGGGAGAUCGAUAUUCCCUGCGAUGUAGAAGGAUGGAUCGAGCUGGUCGUGAGGACAUGGGACAACGCCCUCAACACUGAACCGAUUGGAAUCCGUCAGACCUGGAACUGGGGGUUGCACGUUACGUCUUCCGCGCACCGCGUCAAGGUGUACAGUGUCAACAAGACCCACGAGCUGACCAAGAAACGCCUUGCGAAAUUCGAGGAGUUGGGCAUCCCUCUAGCCCCACUCACUCAUUACGAUGCUGUCCCCAGUUUGAGCGACAAAGAGUUGGAUGAGUACUGGAAGACUCAUCCCCGUGACGUCGACGAGUGA
Aspergillus aculeatus ATCC 16872 is the source of this 1695-nucleotide messenger RNA. RefSeq names its product sulfite oxidase. Gene Ontology annotation, molecular function: molybdenum ion binding; oxidoreductase activity. The record is from RefSeq and is a predicted model, not a curated record. Lineage: Eukaryota; Fungi; Ascomycota; Eurotiomycetes; Eurotiales; Aspergillaceae. The coding region runs from base 1 to 1695 and encodes 564 amino acids. The transcript is spliced from 2 exons. Gene Ontology annotation, cellular component: mitochondrion.